CGUAUUUCCACGUAAAUCGCUAGCGACGGACGAAUUAUUGUCGAGUGGCGAUCGCGCCAUAAACCGGUUAAUCAGCAAACCGGUGUUUGCGUAGGACUGAACGAAAAAUUCAAUUUAUAAUAAUAAUAAUAUAAAUAAUAAUAUUAAUAGUAAUAUUAAUAGUAGUAUAAUAUUAUUAAUAUCCAUAUAGUGUUAUAAUAAUCAUGUCUCUCUGCACGUUAUCGCGGUCGGUUUGCGCGGCUCUCGUCGUUUUCCUCCUCGUCGUCGUUGUCGAGGUCCGAUCCGGCGAUCUCAAUGAUGGUCCGGCGAUCCACGAAUACCCGAAGACUUGGUUCGCGAAAAUCUUCUACGAGACGCUGGCUGACUUCACCGGGCCCACAGACGUGGGCAGUACGGCGUGUCGCAAACAGAUGCAGAUGUACGUCAGACACUUGCAAAACGAAUCGCUGUGGGCUGUGCAGAUGUCCGAUUCGUGGAGUCGGUAUCCAAAUGGCAUACUUGUCGGCACUUCGCACCAGAUGGGUGUGUACGAAGAGUGCGUCAAAGUGCACAAGCCCGUUAGGGGUAAAUACUGUAUACCAUCCGUCAAGAUCGGCUCGUCUACCGGUGCCGAUUUUACAGCCGGAAAAACCGACCAACUACAUAGCAAUGACAACGCCUGGCAAGAGGUACUCGGGUUUGUAAAUCGAGACAUCCGACUGCACAGAAAUAUCGUAAAAUUUGGCAUUUGUAUACCGGAUUCUUGCACAGCUGCUGACCUCCAGAUUACGCUGCAAAAGGAAUUCGACAUACACUUCCUACCGCACCAGAUCAACGCUCAAGUUAAAGUUGAAUCGAUAUUGUGUUCGACGGACAAGGACGAGUAUCCGUACGAUACUGGAUACUAUAUUACCAGUUCACUUGUUGGAUUCUUUGUCUUGAUCUGCUGCGUGUCGACAGCGUACCAUAUGAUGGUAAUAAUAAGGACUGACAACGGGAAAAAGAGUAUAAUGCCGGAAACAUUUAACAUGUUCUCGCUGAUUCGCAACGGCAGAGAUCUGAUCAAGUAUAACAGAAACAACGAUCUGAACAUAUUCAACGGGCUAAAGGUUUUUACCAUGAUUUUGGUGCUGUUCGGCCAUAAAUUUUUGUACUUCAUAAUAAAUCCGAUCACGUACUCGAUGCAACUCGAAAAGUUGUACAAGGAAGGACCGGAUUUCUUAUUGACGUCUAUGAAUUUGAUCGAUCCGUUCUUUUACAUUGCCGGCUAUUUAAUGUACGUCAUGUUGAUCCCGCAAUUCAACAAGCCCGGCACCAGUUGGUACCAGAUACUUAUGGUGAUCGCAUACAAAUACCUGAAGGUUUUACCAUCUUACGGGAUUGUCAUGCUGAUGACGGCUUUCGUUGUACCACAUUUGGGCGACGGACCGUUUUGGGCUUCAAGAAUAUGGCCCGAAGCAGAUAAAUGCAAAAACUAUUGGUGGGCUAAUAUAUUGGCAGUCAGCAACUUCAUACCAGUCGAAAAUCAAUGUCUCAUUGCUGGCUGGUAUGUAUCGUGUCUGCUACAGUUUCUCGUCAUUGGGACCACUGUGGUUUACGUGUGCGUCAAACGCCGAAAAAUUGGAAUAUACCUAGUUGUCAUGCUCUUGUGUGCGUCUUUGGCGAUAUCGUUCGUUACAACCUACAUCAACCAAGCUUACGGAAUAGUUCGUGUAAUGUAUUCGUUCUUGGAGAAUCCAAGCAAUUCAAUGGAGUUCAGAAAUUACUACCGACCGUUUUUCUAUCGGGGUACACCUUUCUUCGCCGGAAUACUUGCCGGAAUCGUGGUGGAAGAGCUGAAAAAACGAGAAAUUAAGUUUUCCACGUCCGUCGUCUACGUCGGGACUUUGAUGGUCAGCGCCGUUUGCAUUUGGGCCCAGCUGUACGGUGCACGGUUCCACGACGUGUUCAGACCAUACGACGCACUCGAACAGUCGGUGUACGCAGCUUUCAGCCACUGUACGUGGGCCGUCAUACUGUUCUGGUUGACGGUGUGUCAUUUCACCACCGGUUUCGGUCCAAUAGAAAAAUUGCUCAACAACAGAUUAACAGUGCCACUAGGUAGAUUAUCCUAUACAGUUUAUCUUGUCAACAUCACCGUCAUGAUGAUGAUAGAAAGUAAACAAAGAACGUCCGUAACCCCUUCGUCAUAUUUGUUGAUUGAUGGAUGGAUUUUCGGAGCAUUUAGAACAUACAUGGUGGGUACUAUGCUGUAUUUGCUCAUCGAAGCACCGUCAGGGCUGUUGAUCAAAAAACUAUUAUUCGGAAAGAAACAUGAACACGAUGGCUCUGCGAUGACGCCAAAUAGGACGGACUUCGGAAACAAAGCGGCCGAAGAAACGGAACAAAAAAAUACCUCACGUCUGUAGUAAACGCGUAUCAAUUUAUUUUUGGAUCACUCCGUUGACCGUUUUGAACUGUUGUACAGACUUGUAAUACAAUAUUAUUUUCUAACAUAAUACACACACGGUAUCUCAAUACACCUACUACCUACGUUAGGUAUGUCCCCUACGAUUUUUAUUCAAUAUCUAAUAUUUUUCUUACAUAGUUACGCGUGUAUACGAUUUCGGAAAAUCAUAUCAAUAUAAUCAAGCACAUGCCACAGAGUAAUAUUCACAUUAUUAUAACAAAAUAUAUUAUAAAACUUAACUCUGUCCGCCUAAUCUGGAUACAAAUUUAAUCUCUUGUUUUCGUAUCAACUGUUAAAAUAUUAUGUCUUAUAUUGUAGCAUUAAUAAUAUUUACUUAUUAAAUAUAAUAUUAUUAUAAGGUAGAACUAUAAUUGUCGAAGUUCCUAUUCAAAAUGUAUCUAAUUAAUAAUCCCCUCGAGUAUAAUUCGAGUAUCGAGUAUAUAUUAUGUAUAUUAUUAAGGAGGAUGAACACGUGUUGAGAUACCAUGUAUAGGUAAUUUGUAUAGUAAAAUAUUUAUGUACAUAUAAAAGAGUUGUAUACUGUUAGUAAUUAUUGUAUAAAAUAUUUAUAUAUGUGUUGUUUUCGUUAAUUUUUUACGAUAUCUCAUUACAUAUAAGUACUAUAUUAUAAGCAAUAUAAUAAAAUUGAAGAUAAAUA
Messenger RNA from Metopolophium dirhodum (rose-grain aphid), 3086 nucleotides. Its product is annotated as nose resistant to fluoxetine protein 6-like. Gene Ontology annotation, molecular function: acyltransferase activity, transferring groups other than amino-acyl groups. The coding region runs from base 204 to 2387 and encodes 727 amino acids. The record is from RefSeq and is a predicted model, not a curated record. The transcript is spliced from 13 exons. NCBI's taxonomy places the organism in Eukaryota, Metazoa, Arthropoda, Insecta, Hemiptera, Aphididae.